Lineus longissimus is the source of this 2358-nucleotide messenger RNA. RefSeq lists its product as uncharacterized. Gene Ontology annotation, biological process: lipid metabolic process. The record is from RefSeq and is a predicted model, not a curated record. The transcript has 12 exons. Lineage: Eukaryota; Metazoa; Nemertea; Pilidiophora; Heteronemertea; Lineidae. Bases 3 to 1520 code for a protein of 505 amino acids. Gene Ontology annotation, molecular function: calcium ion binding.
CCAUGGGAGCGAGUGCUUCAAAAGAGGAACAUGCUACGGACAUAUUCAACUCAAUCCUUGAAGGUCAUGAGGAUAUUUCAAAUUUAAAUGGUCAACUAGACUUUUUGGAAUAUGAGAAUCUGGUAUUUGAAGGCGGUGGAGCAAAAGGGGUGUCCUACUGCGGAGCGGUCAGGGCUCUAGAGGAUGUAGGUCUUCUAAAGAACUUCAAACGUUUCGCCGGGACCAGUGUCGGCUCGAUAACUGCUAUGAUACUAGCAGUGGGAGGCAGCUCAGCUGAUGGACUAGCUGAGGCACUAUAUGACUUCCAGCAUCUCCUCCAGGACUCCAGUCGGUUGGUCAUGCCAAUCAACAUAUGCCGAUACUUCGGAUGGCACAAUGGCGACCGAAUCAUGAAACAUCUAUACGACAGAGUGGAGCAUCUUUCAGGCAACAGACAUCUUACAUUUGAGGGGUUGUACAAGAUGCGAGGUAUCGAACUUUGUGUUGUCGUAACGAAUCUGAGUAGCUGUUCAGAGGAAUAUUUCCACCCGAAGACCACGCCAGAUCUUCCAAUAGCUCUUGCAGUGAGGAUGUCCAUAUCGAUACCGGUUUUGUUUAAGCCCCAGAUAAGACACGACAAUAUGAGACAAGAGCGGCACGUCUACGUGGACGGUGGUUUAUGUAAUAACUACCCACUGGCCGCAUUUGAUGGUUGGUUUCUGAGCAUGAACAAAGAGGAUAGUUUCUUCCAUAUGAUAGGCAGCAAGGUGCCGAGGUUUGGCACGAUUAACAACAAGACACUGGGCUUGCUGGUGUUUGAUGCUCACGAAUCGGAGACCGACGAAGACGUAUAUCUAAAGAGGUACAGGGACAAGAUGCCGGAACGACCAAAGACUCACCUAGCAGUACGAAAUGGGAAGGCAGUUGACAAAAAGAUGGAAAAACUUCUGAGACGGUACAAAACUAUGGACGCAGCUAAAAACUUUCUUGAUCUGUUAUCAAAGUGUGACCUUGACCGGAGCGGCACGAUAUCACUCAUAGAGUUCAAACAGGCAAUUGAGAAGGUCAAGACAGGUCAAGUGAGCUCAGAGGAAUGGGAGCUUCUGUUUGGGGUCAAUCCCUCACAGAUGGACCCAGAGCAGUUGUUCCGUGAUAUUGACGUUAAUUCAGACAAUGAGAUAUCGUUCAAUGAAUUUCUCGCCUUCAUGGCGAAGAAGGGUGUUCCCCUACGUGAGAUGAUGAUAGAGGGCGUUCCACACAUGGACAUUCAGUCAGUUGGAAGCUUCUUCGCAUCAUUACUCGAGACCAACAUGUUUGUGAUGAAGAAACUACUUGCAAAGCCAGGCGACAGCGAUAGGAGUAUUGGUAUCUACACCGACUAUGUUGGGACUGUGGACUUCGCCAUGCAGAUGGAGGACAAGGCGUAUUUAGUCAAGCACGGAUGGUUAGCAGCUGUCGCCUUCUUAAGGGAGAAACUCAAAUCAAAGGGAAAAGUCGCCGGGGGAUCAGCAAGUGACUCGUACACAGUAAAAUGUGCCUAGCAUUGAAGUCCUUGUCAUGAGUGGAUGAUGUCAACAUGGUCAGCCAGUACUCUGGUCGGAGCACAGACUUUAGGCUGGGGAGAAACGUUUGAAAUUUCCACCUAGACAUGUAGCUGCCAUUGACAGCGGAAAUAAAUAAAUAUGGAAGCGGUUCUUUGAGCCCUACAGUAUGAAAGGGUUGCCUUACAUUGCGAAAGAGAGAAAAGUGAGCAGCUUCGUGAAGCAUUGCAGUGGGAAAGGAGCCAGAGGGAACAGGUGGAAAGAGAACUGCGCUAUCUAAAGCCGCAGCAAGUGCAGCAAGUAGCGGAGCCUCCAGCUGUCACUGCGAUUGUUCACCAUUAAUGAUACGAGAAUUGAUGCGACUACAUACAAUGUAGAAUGACUUAUCCCGGUGUAUCUGAUCACGAAACAUUUCACUCCAAUGAGAGGCGAUGCAUUAUAAACAUUUUGUAUGAAUAGAUGGCGACGCGAUGACAGGAGUACUCGGAUGAUCAUGAUUGACGCUUCGACGCAUCAAUUGUUUUUUUCCGUGCUGGACGCAGCGCGGCGAACAUUAACUAUACAAACUCUAACACAACACGCCUGCUUUGCUUCACAUACACUGCUAUAUGGCAAUACGUAAUCAGUUUCAAUGUGCCCUAGAAUUUUUUUGAGAAAUUAUGUGGAAGUGCACAACUUGUCAUCACUCACCAAUUUGGCUGCCGGCUAUGGACUUGCUGCUGGGUCCGUGAACGGUAUGGCUGCUCCUCUUAACACCUCGUCAAAGAAGUUCAGUUGUGACGUACAGUAGCAAUGUGUCCUGCAUAUUUACAAAAGAAGGCAUCAUGUAUGACAAUCA